Molecule: messenger RNA, 2777 nt
Organism: Salmo salar (Atlantic salmon)
Lineage: Eukaryota; Metazoa; Chordata; Actinopteri; Salmoniformes; Salmonidae
Source: RefSeq, a predicted model, not a curated record
GGGGGGAGUUCCCCAGUGACAACAAUUUUGGACCCCUUGUGGUCCCCCUAAAUGUGGAGUAUGAAAUCAUUUUUACAUAACUAAUUUUUGCUAUCGCUCUUUUUUUACAUCCGUUAUUAGACAGUAGCAACGCGGAACACUAAUUUAACCCACACAUUUUCUAGAGGGACGGCUUUAGGCGGAACACAACAGUAUCGUACCACAUGCAUCUGCAAGUUUUUUUCUAUUCAGAAGUUGUAAGAAAUUCCGCACGAAUGUUAUAGUUUAAGCACAAAGAAGGAAAUAUAGAGUUUUCACCAAAAUGAAGAGAAAGAAGGACAUCAUGUCCUUCUUCCAAAGAAAAGACAAGGCAGACCGUGAGACAGAGCCAGAUGGUUCAGGUGUGGAGAGAGCAGAGAGCCUGCAGAGAGAGAGCAGGAAGACCUGUCCAUUGGAGAGACUGAGAGUGAAGGCAUAGUAGAGCAGGAAAGUGAGACAGAUGGAGAGGCUGAGGAAGAGGCUGAGAGUGACACCAACAGAGGCGCCUCUUGCGUCCACAAGCAGUGGACCAUCAGAUAUCAGCAAAUCCCGGGAGGAACCACCGGUGCAGCCAAUGAUGAACAUAAACCCAAGAACUCUAAUGGGGGACCGGCGGAGGAGCGUCAAGGCGGCGCGGUACCAUAUCCACCCCUGGCUUGAAUAUUCAAAAAAAUCAGACUCUGUGUUUUGUUACGCCUGCAGGCAUUUUAGCCCUCCCAAAGUCUCAGAGACUGUAUUUGAUUCACAAUUGGAUUUUAACAACUGGAAGAAGGCAACUUACAAAGAGGGAGGAUUUGCAAUUCAUGCAAGGUCUGAGCGGCACAAACAAGCAAUGAUUACAUGGAGAGACUAUCAGAAAGCUGUAGAAAGUAAUGCAACACUGGUAAAUGCCCUAAACAAGGAACACAACAAACAGGUUCAAGAAAAUCGGGACUAUAUUAAAACAGAAGUACUACUACUUUCAGCCACACAAAACAUUGCACAAAGAGGACAUGAUGAGUCUGCAAAGUCAAAUAACAAAGGGAACUUCAUGGCAAUCCUAGAAACAAUAGCUAAGCAUGACACAACUGUGAAAAAAAGGUUGACUUCCAUUCAUAAUGCAAAAUAUACAAGCAAAGGGAUUCAGAAUGAGGUUCUGAGUUGUUUGGCAGACAUGGUUCGAACAAAAAGUAUAGAAGAAGUGAAAGACAGUGAGGUCUUUAGCAUAAUGGCAGACAAAACAAAAAAUGUUUUUUUUAAAAAAAGGAGCAGAUAUCUCUAGUACUCAGGUACUAUUUCAGAGGAGCUGUCCAUGAGAGCUUUCUCCACUUUGAAUCGGCUGAUCGACUAGAUGCAGCAGCGCUUACUGACAAAAUCAUACACAUAUUAGAAAGUCAUGGUCUUGAAUACGAAAACAACCUAGUAGGCCAAGCAUAUGACGGUGCUUCCGUUAUGAGUGGCAAGCAUUCAGACGUCCAGGCACGCAUUAAAGAACAAGCAAAGCAUGCCUUUUACAUCCACUGCAGUGCACACUGUCGAAACUUAGUUUUAGUGGAUACAGUCAAAGCUGUCCCUGAGGUAGGACAGUUCUUCUCCUUACUAGAAAGACUUUACGUCUUCACAUCUGGGUCAUAUGUGCAUCAAAAAUGGCUUAGCAUACAAAAAGAGAUGUACCCAGGUGCAGCUAGAGAGCUUCAGAGACUAAGUGACACUCGCUGGGCAUGUCGAUAUAUGGCUCAACAUACUAUUAUGGAUAGAUUACCUGCCAUUAAGCGAGUCCUGAAAGACAUAGUCCAAGAACACAAUGGUGACAGAUCUGUUGAGGCACGAGGUCUGCUUGCACAGAUAGAUUUACAAUUCAUUGUGUGCCUUGUUACACUCCAUAAAGUGUUUGGAGAAGCAAAAUUUCUAUCAGAUAUGCUACAGUCUUCAUCACUUGACCUGUCAAAGGCUGUGGAUUUAGUUGAAGCCUUAGUUCAAACUUUGAAUGACUACAGGGAUGAGUCAUUUUUUGAUGACCUAUGGAAUGAAGUGUUGAACACAGCUGAGCAAUGUGGUACUGCAAUACACCCCCCUGCAAAACGACCAAAAAGGCUAAGCUCUCAAUUUAAUGGAGACUGUACUCAGUACAGGGGGUCAGAUUCAGAACAAGAAAAAGGCAGUUUUCGUACAACCCUUUUCUACCCUGUUUUAGAUCAUAUGCUCAAUGAGAUUAACAGAAGGUUCCCUAGCAAAAACUGUGACAUAAUGAAUGGCAUCCAAACUCUAAACCCUACAAGUGAUGUGUUUCUCAAAGAGAAGUCCCUGUUUCCAUUUGCUAGAAUGUAUGAAUCAAAUAUUGAGGACUUGGGGCAUGAACUACAUCAGUUCAGAAGACUUUUAGAAAGGAGAAUACAGAGUGGCAUGCAGAGACCCUCCAGUGUAGUAGAGCUGGCAUUAUUCAUUGAGCCUUAUAAAUAAGUUUUCUUUGAGCUCUUUAAACUGUGCAAGAUAGCUGUUUCAAUCCCUGUUGGUACUGCUUCUUGUGAACGGAGUUUUUCUGCACUAAAGCUGGUGAAAACGUAUCUCGGGUCCACAAUGUCAGAUGACAGAUUAAGCAAUUUAGGUGUAUUAAGUAUUGAGUCAAGGAGGGCAAAGGCCUUGAGUCUAGAUGAAUUUGCUGAUCUUUUUGCAAAAAAACACAGACACCGGAGAAUACAGUUGAUGUGACCUGAUACUGAAUAUGUAAUGCAAAUGAAAAUUAUAAUGGAAAUGCAAAUAAAUUGUUGAAUGAUUAUGAA